Messenger RNA from Symbiodinium natans, 1023 nucleotides. The record is from the annotation of a GenBank genome assembly. NCBI's taxonomy places the organism in Eukaryota, Dinophyceae, Suessiales, Symbiodiniaceae.
GAAGUCAGCAAAGACUUCAUCCGACGUGUCGAGGACGUGCUGAGCAAAGGCCAAGAGGUCUCUGUGAGAGUCCUGUCUGUGGACGUCGUCGAGGGGAAGAUGAUGCUCUCCAUGAAGGCUCCGGCUUCGAAAGAAUCGAGCCCCUUCAACGUGAGUGCCUUCGAGGGGAUAUCGCCUGAUGCCUGGAUGUCCGGCAAGGUCGUACACACCACAGAGAUGGGUGCCUUUGUACGCCUGGAGCACGCCGGCUCCUCGGCCGAUGGAUUCCUCCAUUCCAGCGAGCUUGGAGAGCCCGGCAAUGUCCGCGAUGUCGUUCCUCUUGGGGAGAAUGUCAGAGUGCGCAUCAUCAAGGUCAACGUCGCCCGGAAUCGAAUGAAGCUGUCCAUGCUGCCUUUCGAGGACUUCGGCGCCUCCAGAGCAGGAGGGCCACCAGUAGCAGCUCCCACCACUAGGCCCCGGCCUCCACCAGGGCCUGCGCCUGGGCGCCUGGUCGAAGACCUGAAGCCCUUCCGCGCGCUCAUAGGCCAGUGGCUGCCCGGAGUGGUCAAGCAGCUUCGCCGAAACGGCGUCCAGGUGGCCGUUGUGUCCAAAACGGGCGCUUACGCAGUCGGCAUGGUCUUCCUGAACCAGAUCCAGGAAGGCUUCGUCAACCGACUGGAGGACGUUCUGUCUCCUGGCCAGGAGGUGAAAGUGCAAGUUCUGGCAGUGAACCUGCAGGGCCGGUCGAUGACCCUCUCCAUGAAGGGAGGCUUCAACUACAAGAAGCAGGACGUUCGGCCCUUCGAGGGCGUCUCCGCCACGGAAUGGUUUCCAGGCACUGUGGAGAAGGUGAAAGGCUAUGGAGCCUUCGUCACCGUGAGGCGCGAGAGGUCAGCAGCCGAGGGACUCGUGCGGCUGCAUGAGAUGGUCGGCGCACCUGCCUCUGGUGACGAGGUGGAAGUGCGGGUGCUGGGCGUUGACGUGGAGAAGGGCAGCAUGCGGCUCUCCAUGAGGCCUCCCAGCAGACCCGAGGCAGAUGGCUGA